AUGGUUACUAUGAUUCAUCGGCUUUUUCAACAUCUUUAUAUUAGUUUAAUAUCGAUUAUGUCGAUAUUUAAUAUUUCAUUAAUCUAUUUGAUUGAUAUAAAUGAUGAAGAUAAUAUGGAUGAUCAUGAUGAAAAUGCAAUCAAUGAAUCCAUGUAUAAAUAUUCUGAAACAGUUACUGAAAUACCACUCGAUCCAGUUAUAGAUCUUCAAAGCCGACAAAUACCUGAUUGUAUUGUACACAAUACCAAUCAAAAUUAUAUAAGACUUGGAAAAACUCGACCUUGUCAUCGAGGUCUUAUUAUGAAAGAGGAAAAUCUUUCUUGUAAUAUUAAUGAAAUAGUAGAGAAUAAACUUGAUAUUGUUAUUGAUGAUCAAAUAAAUAAGUCAAAUGUCAAAGACAUAUUAAAAAUAAACUCUGCAAUAGACAUAGUCAGUAAUUUAACCUGUACAUUAUAUAAUGCAUUUUUAUAUGGUUUUACUCAAUUGUUUUGCUGGAAAGAUGAUAUCAAAGAUUUUACGUCUGCUAAACCGCCAGAUGAUAUAUAUUCAUUUUAUGAUAGCAAUGAAAAGAAUCCAACGAAUAUUGUUGCGAAUAGUAAUAAUGCUGCUGAAAAACCAGAUGAAUUAAUAUCAUGUUUUAAAAAAUUCUUUCUUGAUAUUCUUAAUGAUGAACAAUCACGUCAACAACAUCUUUUGAAUGAUCAAGCGAUCUCAGCAACAACAUCAAUAGAUCUAUUAUCUGAUCAAAUAAUACAAGAUGAAGAAAAUUCUAUUGAUAAAGAUAAAAUCGAUUAUGAUGAAAUGAUAUUACCUACUUAUUCAAUGAGUACACAUUUUCGAAAAAAACGGAAUCCUGUCUGUCCUAUUCAAGGAUAG
Messenger RNA from Rotaria sp. Silwood1, 876 nucleotides. Lineage: Eukaryota; Metazoa; Rotifera; Eurotatoria; Philodinida; Philodinidae. The record is from the annotation of a GenBank genome assembly.